Messenger RNA from Dermacentor silvarum, 834 nucleotides. RefSeq lists its product as uncharacterized. NCBI's taxonomy places the organism in Eukaryota, Metazoa, Arthropoda, Arachnida, Ixodida, Ixodidae. The coding region runs from base 161 to 814 and encodes 217 amino acids. Gene Ontology annotation, molecular function: amine binding. The record is from RefSeq and is a predicted model, not a curated record. Gene Ontology annotation, biological process: symbiont-mediated perturbation of host defenses. The transcript has 6 exons.
GCACGGCUUACUCAUAUUCGCGUCCAACGCUUGGCGACUACUGCGCUUAACUGCGACUACUCUUAACAUCGGCGCACGUGCUUUGGACCAAAGCGGAGCACUUUCUGUGCGUGUAAAGCUGAGUGCCUUUCAAGGAAGACAUCCAUAAAGCUGCUUCAGAAUGGACAAGGCUACGCUUUCCGUCGUCAUUAUGUGUGCCUGUCUUGCUACUGCUGCAGCAAACCCGACUCGACAAGUCGCCGAAGCAGAGUUAGAUGGGUGGAGCUUUUUAGAAACAGGAGUGACUCUCCACGUCAUCGCGAGGAAUUAUGACCCAUUGGGAAAUAAUGUAUCGGACUGCCUAACAACCACAACCAUUAAGAAGGAAAACAGGAACCAUGCAGCGACACAAAUCGUGAAGUUCUGGAACCACAAGGCCACUAAAUGGAUGUCCAUUAACCAGGGUUUAGUAGCAUUUAGUAAUGAGGAAGGGAUACACAACUUCAUGAAAACUACUGAAGACUCAGCUGGACCUAAAAUGUCCUACACAUUUUUACACGCGACGAAAAAGUGCUGCGUCAUGGAGGUCAGCUACUCGGGAAGCAAGCGGACAGUGUUAAAGGUAGAGAAAAGUUCAUCGCAGCAAGAGACAGAUGGACGGCACUGCGUUUUGUGGGUAAAGCAAGACGCACUGGACGAUCAUCAUGCAUCGUGCGAGCAAUAUUUUCUGCGCAACUGCGUCACCGAACAUGUGUAUACAGUUUACAACCGGACAGAAUGCAUAACAGCGCUUCCAGAGCAUCAAGAAGACACCAACCUGCAAGCUUUGGGAUGAUAUAAUAAAAUUAAUAGCAA